CAGCGCGGUUCCGGGGCGGCUCCGGCGGGGGCGGUGCCGGGGCCAUGCCGGGCGGCGGGGCCGGGCUGCGGCGGGCGCUGCUGGGAGCGCGGCGGGCCAUGUCUUCCCAGUCUCACUGGUUGACAACGGAGGAGAGGAACCAAGUUUUACUGGAUCUCAAAGCUUCAGGCUGGUCUGAGUUGGGUGAAAGAGAUGCCAUCUACAAGGAGUUCAAUUUCAAAAAUUUUAAUCAGGCUUUUGGAUUCAUGACCCGGGUUGCUCUACAAGCAGAGAAGAUGAAUCACCACCCAGAAUGGUUCAAUGUCUACAACAAGGUUCAGAUAACUCUGAUUUCCCAUGACUGCGGUGGGCUGAGCAAGAGAGACGUGAAGCUGGCUCAGUUUAUUGACAAAGCUGCUGCCUCAGUUUAACCAAGAUGUAAAUUGCUCUAAUGCAGUGUCCACCCAUAUUUUUUGUUUAAAUGGUGUCCCUCUUUACUUGUAACCCUGAUUUCACAAACCCCUUGAGAUAAGAUACUUUUUGUAAAAAGAGUGGCUUAGCUUUGCUGACCUUUAAGACCUUAGUCUUGAGACCCUUCUGGAUGCUUGUGCUUGUCCUUUCCCAUUGCUGGCUCUGCAGGAGGAUGCAGCAGAUAAACCAGCAAGAAAUAAGUUUUGAACAUAUAAAUAAGUAAGUUUAGUAACUAAACCAAGCUGGAAUGAAAUUGGGAGCCCACCCACAUGUGUCAGUGUUCCCCAAGCCUAGAGGAGCUUGUGGCAGCUGCCAUGUGAUCUUACCCCAUGCCUGGCCACUUCCCUCCUAUAGAUUUGUACCUCUCUGCACUUCACACAGGGUAAGAGCAGCUCAGCCAGGUCAGUCCACUCUGGCUUGGUUUGGGUUGGGAGGAACCUUAAAGCUCAUCUUGUUCCACCCCCUCCGUGGGCAGGGACACCUUCCACUAGACCAGGUUGCUCCAAGCCCUGUCCAGCCUGGCCUUGGACACUUCCAGGUGCAGGAUUGGAUCUUGCAGUUGCCGAAAACCUCAGCUCUGGAACAGCAAAUACAAAAAGAUCCCGCUGAGCUCCCGGCACUCACAUCAGUAAAUGAAUGCUUGGCUUAAGUGCUUGGCCAGGUCAGUGCUCAGCACCUUGCAGGAUUGAGCCAUUAUUUGUGUUGUAAUGCUCCAGUACCUGCAGGAUCAGGCCAGGGUAGCUUGGCUGGGUGCCUGGAACCCCGACCAGAGCUGCCGGCGGUGAAGGAAGCGGCAUUAGCAGGAUUCUUGCUAAGCUGGGCUCAACUGAACCUGUGCUCACCCUUCCCUUUUUUUUUUCUGUAGCUACAAUUACUCAUUGCAAACGUUGUGGUGGGAGCUGCAGAUCCCACUGUCAAGGUUUAAAACCAUUCCUUCCGCGGUUUCCAAGUCUUUGUUUUUAUCCCGUGAUCCUCACCUAGACAGAUUCCCAGUGCCGGCAGGGAGAUUUCACCCUGCUCCAGGCUCCCAGGAGGGCCUCUCUCCCUGCAGUCCCGCUGCUGAGUGUCCCCAGCGUGCUCUGUCAUGCCUUGGGAGCAGCUCCGGGCUCGGAGCUCCCGGGAGAUUGACACCUCCGAAAUGCCGGAGCGCAUUGCUGGGAUGACCCCGGCGGCACAGCCACCAGCUACUGAGAGCUGAGGGUGCCAAACCCUGUAUCAGGGGGAUGUGCGAGGUGUGUGGUCUCUCGGGUAUUUCGGGCUGCAAAAUGCCACGAGCUGCCACCCAAGCGCUCGCGUCGAUGAAAUAAGAAAGGUAUUUUUUGUAAAUCCUCAGGAGCGCCACUGUCACGUGCUAAUUAGUUGCAGGAAGCGAGAUGUUGGGGUUUGUUGUCAGAAACCCUACUUGGGAUAUCGAGUUAAUACCUAAAAAGAACCCAAAUUCAGGCUGCGUGCUCAGAUGUCCUUCUCUCACAAGUGCCUUCCCCCAGUGGAGUGGAGGAUUUCCCCGAUAUGGUUUGAAAAUGGUCACUGUUGUGAGGAGUGAAUAAAAGUAAAACAAACAACCAGGCUGUGAUGUCUCCUGUCACUGGUGGGGAAGUGAAAUGAGCUUCACCCAAAGUUUUGACAGCAUCUCUAAUGAACUGUGAAAAGCCUGCUGUUAGGAAUUGAUAUAUAACUGUGUGUGCGUUGAAUAAAACCAAUAAAAUCAAA
Molecule: messenger RNA, 2160 nt
Organism: Pseudopipra pipra
Lineage: Eukaryota; Metazoa; Chordata; Aves; Passeriformes; Pipridae
Gene: PCBD2
Product: pterin-4 alpha-carbinolamine dehydratase 2
Exons: 4
Coding region: 45-410 (121 amino acids)
Biological process (GO): tetrahydrobiopterin biosynthetic process
Molecular function (GO): 4-alpha-hydroxytetrahydrobiopterin dehydratase activity
Source: RefSeq, a predicted model, not a curated record